Molecule: messenger RNA, 1086 nt
Organism: Penicillium maclennaniae
Lineage: Eukaryota; Fungi; Ascomycota; Eurotiomycetes; Eurotiales; Aspergillaceae
Exons: 1
Coding region: 1-1086 (361 amino acids)
Molecular function (GO): oxidoreductase activity; zinc ion binding
Source: RefSeq, a predicted model, not a curated record
AUGAGAUACGGCAAAGUCGCAGUAUUUACUCGUCCAGGUGAACCUGUGAAAAUUGUUGAGGAGAAAGUUCAAAAGCCAGCGCCUGAUGAGUUAUUGGUGCGAGUAUCAAUAGCCGGAGUCUGUGGCAGUGAUGUGCAUAGGUUGAAGGGUGACAUCCCUGUCAAUGCUGAGGCAGUGUGCUUUGGACAUGAGGCCGUUGGCGUGAUUGAAAGCCUUGGUGCUGAAGUCAAAACCGACCGUGCUGGCGCACCAUUGUCCGAAGGAGAUAUGCUUUAUUGGAUGCCUUUGGCACCUUGUGGUGUUUGCUCGGAGUGUAGUGCGUCCAACCUCAUACACUGUCGCAAUCUUGACUGGCCACCACCUAUCGGAAAGCCAAACGGAGCCUGCUUUAGGCAAUUCGCGACUCUCAACAAAAAAUGUGUCUAUAUCCGGGUAUCUCCGAGUGUUGCGCCUGAAAAUAUCAUUGUAUUUGGGUGUGGAAUGCCAACGGCUUUGAGAGGUUUGAAGCAGCUUGGCGGUAUUAGACCUGAUUCAGAUGUUGUCAUACAAGGCUCCGGUCCUGUUGGCCUAGCAUGCAUACUCUUGGCAAGCCUGGCCGGUGCCCGCUCUGUCAUCGUGACUGGUGAUCCGAACGGUCGUCUUGAAGCUGCAUCGGCAUUAGGUGCUACUUGUACAAUGUCCGUUGCAAAUACAACCACCGAGGAGAGAUUGGAAAGGGUGAAACGUCUCACCGCAGGCCGUGGGGCAAGCAUUGUCAUUGAGGCGGCUGGAACUGCUGCUGCAUUUCCCGAGGGUUUUAACCUUCUUGGCAUGAAUGGCAAAUAUCUGAUUCUGGGGCUAUAUUCAGGCAGCGCCACAGCACCAGUUGACCCCGUGCGCAUUAAUAAUCUCAAUUUACACAUUAUUGGCAGCUUGGGCAUCGAUGCGGACGGUUUCAAGAAAACGGUGGAGAUCGCAUCUGAACAUGGCAGUCGACUACAUUUUGCCGACCUUAUCACCCAUCGAUUUUCGCUGGAUCGCCUCGAAGAAGCUCUUGGUUUAGUUGAGCAGGGAAUCCCUAUCAAAGCUGUGAUUGUGCCGAACUGA